AUGGAGGACGCCUUUGCAGGUUCAUGCGUGCAAAGCCUGUUCGAGCCCAAGGCGGACCUCUCCCUCUGUGUGAACAAGUCAAUCAAGCUGUUCGUGAAGGAACUCCCGACUGCGCCAGCGGAUGGGCCAGACGCGGAAAAUUCAACUGGAGAAAAGAACGAGCAAAAAGAAAGCCUGCUGAGCGAAAACCUCUCUCUCCUAAACGGAUACGCCUACUUCAACCGAAUAGGAAGCAACAUAAAUUUACUGCACACAGAACUGCAUGGCAUUAAGAAGGACUUCCUUUUUCAAAGCAAACAAACAAAAAAAAAUAUAAAAAAGCUCAAAGUCGUGCGGAAAGAAAAUAAAAUAUACCAGAAGCUACUGCAAGAAAUUAAAAAGGAUCGAAGGAGGAAAGAGACUUAUGAAUUGUUAUGUACAGAAAUUCAAACAUUAGAAGAAGUAAAUUACCUGAACAAAAAACAAGAGAUGGAGAAGAGAGACAUUGAGGACUUGCAGAAAAAAAUGAAGGACAUUGAAAAGACCAUUCAGAUAAAUGAUGAAAAUAUUCAACGGACAAUUAAACAGAUUAGCGACAUCGUCUCGACCAAUUUGCAGCCGUGA
Messenger RNA from Plasmodium fragile, 603 nucleotides. RefSeq lists its product as uncharacterized. The transcript has a single exon. The record is from RefSeq and is a predicted model, not a curated record. NCBI's taxonomy places the organism in Eukaryota, Apicomplexa, Aconoidasida, Haemosporida, Plasmodiidae. Bases 1 to 603 code for a protein of 200 amino acids.